This is a messenger RNA of Microtus oregoni (creeping vole), 2390 nucleotides long. It is a transcript of the gene Znf385a, whose product is annotated as zinc finger protein 385A. The transcript is spliced from 8 exons. Gene Ontology annotation, molecular function: zinc ion binding; nucleic acid binding. Lineage: Eukaryota; Metazoa; Chordata; Mammalia; Rodentia; Cricetidae. Gene Ontology annotation, cellular component: nucleus. The record is from RefSeq and is a predicted model, not a curated record. The coding region runs from base 188 to 1288 and encodes 366 amino acids.
CUGGGCUGGGGGAGGGGCGAUGGUAAAGGAAGGGGGCAGAGGGCAGAAGCAAGGGAAGGGGAUACUGUCAGGCCCAGGCCCCUAGGGGGCCAGGGCCAGGCCACUGCCUGGGGGGCAGCAAGUACCAGCUACUGAAGGCAGCCUGAGCCGGGCAGGGCCCCUUCCUCUGCUCCGGCAGCCCCCCAUCAUGCAGCCCCCGAUGGACCUCAAGCAGAUCCUGCCCUUUCCACUGGAGCCAGCCCCAACUCUGGGCCUCUUCAGCAACUACAGCACAAUGGACCCUGUACAGAAGGCUGUGCUCUCACACACGUUUGGAGGACCCUUGCUCAAGACCAAGAGGCCAGUCAUUUCCUGUAAUGUCUGUCAAAUCCGAUUCAAUUCUCAGAGCCAGGCUGAAGCACACUACAAGGGUAAUCGCCAUGCCCGAAGAGUCAAAGGCAUCGAGGCUGCCAAGACCCGCGGCAGGGAGCCUAGUGUCCGGGAAUCAACAGACCCAGCUCCAGCAGGCAACACCCCCCCAAGUGGGGAUGGUGUAGCCCCUCGUCCAGUUUCCAUGGAGAAUGGCCUGGGUCCAGCUCCAGGAUCCCCAGAGAAACAGCCUGGCUCCCCAUCCCCUCCCAGUGUUCCAGAGUCUGGACAGGGUGUAACCAAGGCUGAAGGGGGAACUCCAGCCCCAGCUUCCCUGCCUGGGGGUAGCAAGGAAGAGGAGGAGAAGGCUAAGCGUCUGCUCUACUGUGCUCUGUGCAAGGUGGCUGUGAACUCCCUCUCCCAGCUUGAGGCACAUAACAAAGGUACUAAGCACAAGACAAUUUUGGAGGCCCGAAGUGGACUGGGGCCCAUCAAAGCUUACCCUCGGCUGGGGCCUCCCACUCCUGGGGAACCAGAGGCUCCUUCCCAGGACCGAACCUUCCACUGUGAGAUUUGCAACGUCAAGGUCAAUUCGGAGGUCCAGCUGAAACAACACAUCUCCAGCAGGAGGCACCGAGACGGCGUGGCCGGGAAGCCCAACCCUCUACUGAGCCGUCACAAGAAGCCUAGGGGCGCUGCGGAGCUGGCGGGCACGCUGACUUUCUCCAAGGAGCUGCCGAAGUCCCUGGCCGGUGGCCUGCUCCCCAGCCCCCUGGCGGUGGCUGCGGUGAUGGCCGCUGCAGCAGGCUCCCCGCUGUCCCUGCGCCCAGCUCCAGCCGCACCUCUUCUGCAGGGACCACCGAUCACACAUCCUCUACUCCACCCGGCCCCGGGACCCAUUCGAACUGCGCACGGACCCAUCCUCUUCUCCCCUUACUGACCUCAACCCUGAACCCCUCCCAUUGAAUUCCCCCACCUCCAGCCGGGACCCAGGCCUUCGGGCUCCCAGCCCGCCCCUCCUCCUGGCGCUCCCUAAAUGGUCUGUCCUUCCCCCCACCCCGAGGUACGGGGUUCCAGGAAAGGGGAGGGGUAGCGGGGGAGGGGGGCUUAAGAAGGGGGGGAACACCCCAGAUCUCAGGGAACCCCGCCCCCUGUCCUUGCCUCUCCCCUAGAAAAGAGGGGGUCCGUCUCACCCCCGAGCCCCCUCGGAGACACCCCCUCCCAAAAGCCAUGUUCAUCCAACCCUUCCCCUCCAAACCUAGCACAAAACGGGGUUCACAAGCCAUGGUCGGGCCCGGGGGGAGAACAUGGAUUUUCUUGGCAAUAAGCGGACUCUGGGACUCCGGCCCCCACCCCAACUAAAGCGCUUCCUCCGCAGGGGGAGGGGAGCAGGCGGGAUCCUGGGUCCCUCAUAAGCACUUUGGUUUUACCGCCUGCAACCUCACUGUGCCCGCCCCGCACCAUGCCCCAUCCCAGGUCCAGUCGGGCCCAUAGCAGGGGCAGCAAGCACUUGGGGGCGUCUCAGGCACUUGGGUGGGACCAAGGAGAUGCCCUCAUAGACCCUUCCCCUCACCUUCUUACUCCCCAGUCCGGGUUCCAUUCUUUUCACCAGCACCCAUCGCCCAAGGGGUAUCAAGGGGGGCAAGGGGUGUCCAGUCCAAGCCCACCCCCGCCUCGCCUUCCGCAAAACUGUGAGCAAAAAGCAAUAGAAGCCUCGCCCCCGCCUCGCCCCACCCCUUUCCGCAGGAUUUGCCGUCUGUAGCCUCCUUGAUCCCAAUCCCUAGACCUCAUGGCUGCCACCUCCCGUGACACUUCCACUGCACAACUCGGGCGGGGGCGUGACCCCCAACCUGUCCCUUCUGUGGUUUCUGUGUGGUCAGCCCUUCCAGCGCCGACCUGGGAUGGGGACCGGCCCCCACUGGCCCUCCCCUCCCUAUGGACUCUUUCUGCUUGACAAUGUAGCAACCCCGCGCCCACUCCACCUCCACCCUCCCCUUUUCCUUCUCCUUGAAAAUAAAGUCUGGAUUCGUUUUGCCCUCUGC